AUGCGAACAACAAUAUGCUACACGACUGACACAAGCGCGUGCACACUCCGCUCGUUCGUCGGAAUUGUGUUUGGUACGAUAACAACACGAACAUUUUCAGCGUGUUCGUUUUCCCGAGGUUUACGCCGUGCGCAACAAAGUUUUUUUGAUAUUAAUUUCUUCCUCUUGACAAUCUAGUCGAAUAUUUAUUCGAUUCUAAAGCACACAAUACACCAUGGACUUGUACACGGCUUGUACACUAAAUCACCCAAAGGUGACUGACAUGCUAAGCAAAAAUUUAAACACUGCCAAUAAAAAAGGAUGGACUUGCCUAAUGUAUGCUUGCUAUUAUGGAAACGAAAAUCUAAUCGAUCGCAUAAUAGAAUUAGACCCAACUACUUUAUUUGCUACCAACAAUGAUAAACAAACACCUUUAAUGAUUGCUACCAUGUCCGGUAAUAUUUCCAUAGUGAAGAAAAUAUUUCGCAUUGACAUUUUGGAAAUACCUGAUAAAUUGGGCAGAACAGCGACUUUUUACGCGGUACUGUACAAUCAAGAAGAAAUAUUGGAGUAUUUUAUAGAAAAACAAGCAAAUUGUAACGUAAUUGAUAAAUUCGGCAAGACUAUGACAAUGACAGCUAUUUCUAAAGGAUUCCGAAGAAUAAUGAAAAUAUUAGAUUUCAGUAACCAUGAAAAUAAUGUAAAGUCAAAAACUAUUUGGACCAAUAAAUUUGAAACAGACCAAACUGAUCAACUAAAUGAUGAACGUAUAGAUUAUCAUAUGGAAAAGCUUCUAAAACAGUUAUCAUUGGAAAAAUAUUGGCCAGUAUUUGAUCAAAAAAACAUUAGUUACAAUGAGUUUUUAAAACUAACUGAACAAGAUUUGAAAAACAUUGGAAUUCAUUUAUUUGGUCCCAGAAGAAAAUUAAUAAUGACGAUUGAUAAAUUAAAUGAAUUAAAAACUUCACAAGAACACUCAAGAAAUUAA
Sipha flava (yellow sugarcane aphid) is the source of this 967-nucleotide messenger RNA. Its product is annotated as ankyrin repeat and SAM domain-containing protein 3-like. The record is from RefSeq and is a predicted model, not a curated record. Gene Ontology annotation, molecular function: protein binding. NCBI's taxonomy places the organism in Eukaryota, Metazoa, Arthropoda, Insecta, Hemiptera, Aphididae. The transcript has 6 exons. The coding region runs from base 215 to 967 and encodes 250 amino acids.